Musa acuminata AAA Group (dessert banana) is the source of this 3236-nucleotide messenger RNA. RefSeq names its product putative pentatricopeptide repeat-containing protein At3g23330. Gene Ontology annotation, molecular function: zinc ion binding; RNA binding; protein binding. The record is from RefSeq and is a predicted model, not a curated record. Gene Ontology annotation, biological process: RNA modification. Gene Ontology annotation, cellular component: intracellular membrane-bounded organelle. Lineage: Eukaryota; Viridiplantae; Streptophyta; Magnoliopsida; Zingiberales; Musaceae. The coding region runs from base 42 to 2216 and encodes 724 amino acids. The transcript has 2 exons.
GAGAGCACUGGCUGCCGGUCUCGACUGGCUUCAUCAUCUGAAUGCAAACACAUGGAACUUUUUCCGCUGCCAUCGCCACUUCUCUCACGCCUCUCCUCGACCCCUUCCUCCGACACUCCUCCAUCCAGACCAGAUCACAGGCCCAGCAGCUCCAUGCCCUCCUCCUCAAGUCCCACCCUCGUCCCUUCCCCCUCGUCUUCUCCCUCUACUCCGCCCUCGGCCUCGUCCGCGACGCCCGCCUUGCCUUCACCGCCGCACCCACCCCGUCCCCGCCCUGCUACGCGGCCGUCAUCCGCUGCUCCGCUGCCCGCGGCCUCUUCGACCACUCCGUCUCUGCCUUCGUCCGCAUGCGGUCUUUUAGCUCCCCUCUGGCCGACGCCGUCCUCCCCUCCGUCCUCAAGUCCUGCGCCGCCCUCAGGGAUCCCCACCUUGGGACAGCCGUUCAUGGUUUCUUGAUCCGCUCGGGUUGGGGUGCCGAUCUCUUCACCGCCAACGCCCUCAUGAACAUGUACUGUAAGUUGUGUCAUGCCAAGGACGACGGCCUCCGGAAUUCACCUGCUGAGGUGUCCAGCGGAGGCGCCCUCGGUGGCGAUUCGAGAAAGUCGGGAUUUUCUCGUGCCAGCCAGAUUCGACUGGGUCCUUUGGGGAGCGUAAGAAAGGUGUUCGACGAGAUGCCUCAACGAGAUGUCGUCUCGUGGAAUACUUUGAUUGCAGGGACUGCAGAGAAUGGUAUGCAUGUAGAAGCUUUAGAGAUUAUCAAGGAGAUGGGCGUAGCUGGUCUGAAGCCUGACUCAUUUACUUUGUCGAGCGUUCUCCCGAUCUUUGCUGAAUAUGUUGAUGGUUACAAGGGAAUGGAGAUUCAUGGGUUUGCGAUAAGGCAUGCAUUCGAUACAGAUGUGUUCAUUGGGAGCAGCUUGAUCGAUAUGUAUGCCAAUUGCACUAAUGUGGAUUACUCACGCCGAGUAUUUGAUCUUUUACCAAACCCUGAUCCAAUUUCGUGGAAUUCUAUCAUUGCGGGUUUGGUGCAAAACGGCAUGUUUGAUGAGGGGCUCAAGUUGUUUAGGGAGAUGUUACUUUGUCGGAUAAAGCCUAUGCCUGUGACUUUUUCUGGCAUCAUGCCUGCUUGCGCUCAUCUGACAACACUGCGUCUUGGGAUGCAGCUCCAUGGGUAUGUCGUCAGAGGUGGGUUUGCAGGGAAUGUUUUUGUAGCCAGUUCACUUGUUGAUAUGUAUGCGAAAUGUGGAAAUGUCCAUAUUGCUCGGCGAGUCUUUGAUGGGGUGCCAUCACCAGAUAGCGUUUCAUGGACUGCCAUGAUCAUGGGUUAUGCUUUGCAUGGGCCAGCACAAGAAGCUCUAUCACUGUUUCAGCGAAUGGAGACCGAGAAUGGGAAACCUAAUCAUGUGGCCUUUGUGGCAGUCUUGACUGCUUGUAGCCAUGCUGGUCUGGUUGAUGAAGCCUGGGAUUAUUUCCAUAGAAUGUCUAAUGAUUAUGGAAUUAUUCCCAGGUUGGAGCAUUAUGCAGCAGUUGCUGAUCUUCUUGGUCGAGCUGGGAAAUUAGAGGAAGCCUAUGAUUUUAUUUCAACCAUGCACAUAAAACCUACUGCUGGUGUCUGGUCCGCCUUAUUGGGUGCUUGUCGGGUUCAUAAGAAUGCUAAAUUAGCUGAGAAAGUGGCUGCAAAAAUCUUUGAUAUCGAACCCAAGAACAUGGGGUCUCAUGUUCUCAUGUCAAAUAUCUAUUCAGCUGCAGGAAGAUGGAAUGAGGCAGCCAAAUUACGAAUGACCAUGAAGGACAAAGGUAUGAAGAAACAACCAGCUUGUAGCUGGAUCGAAAUAAAGAAUGAGUUACAUGCAUUUGUAGCACAUGAUACAUCUCACCCAUGUUACAAUAAGAUAAUCAAUGCUCUCAAAGUUCUGUUGGAGCAGAUGGAGCGAGAAGGUUAUGUACCCAACACGGAGGACGUGCUUCAUGAUAUUGAAGAAGAGCAGAAGAGAAAUAUGUUAUGCGGUCACAGUGAAAGGCUUGCAAUAGCAUUUGGCAUCAUAAGCACUCCUCCUGGAACAACCAUCCGAGUGACAAAGAAUCUUCGAGUAUGUGUUGACUGCCAUACGGCAACAAAAUUUAUUUCGAAGAUUGUUGGAAGGGAGAUAGUUGUGAGGGAUUUGAACCGCUUCCACCAUUUCAAGGAUGGGGAAUGUUCAUGCGGGGAUUACUGGUAGAUCAGAGUAGGGAUGGGAUUGUUAGCCAUAGAAUUUGUCUUGGAAGUGGCCCUUCUCUGAUGCUUUAUGCAAUGCUAACCGAGAAUCAAGUGAAGACAGUGAUUUUUGACUCAAAUAAAUGUUAUUACAGCACAUCAAGCAACCUUUAGGUGAGUCAACUCUAAAUCUAAUUCUCUUCUUUGAAUGGAACAAAUAGAAUUCCCUAUCUUAAGGUCUUAGUCUACAGAUAAUGCUUUGCCCCUAAUUAGUCUCAGCCAAAGACAAGCCAGGACUUUGCUGAGACCAGCAGAGUCCUGAAACUUGUUCCAAACCUCUAAUAACAGCAAAUAGAAUGGCAGAGUGGACGGCUUCAUUUUGUUUAUAUAACAGAAUGAGCCAUCUGUUUGCCCUAUCCUUGGGAUUUAAUGUGUUUCGUAGAAGAUUCAUUUGUUUCAUAGAAAUGAAAGCUACAGUCCUGUUUGUAACUACUUUAAGUUAUAGUAGGUUUGAAUUCCGUAUUUCUGCGAUAAAGAAUAAAAGUUGAAAGUAAUAAUAAUCUUCCAGUAUGCAGUUAACUAAUAUAUUUGUAGCGUGGACGAAGGAAGCAGGAUAUGCAGACACAUAAUUAUUUUUGUGCAACUCCAUAUUACAGAUAUGCAAUCGCAUGCAUCUUAUUGCUACUGUACACCUUAUUGGAUGAUGUAAAACACUGAGCAUCAUGAAUUGAGGCUGCAUGAACAGCAUUUAGAACAUUGAUUUAAACUUUCCUUAUCUUUAUGAUUAUGGACUAGAUGCAUAACUUUCCUUUAUACUGUUUUCUUUUCUUUUGCUAUCUCAUAAUCAUUAUUCCAUGUGAUCUUUGUUCUUUUUUACCUGAAUUUCUUGGUGACACGGAUGGUUUUAUGAUUUAUAGAUCACUAGUUUGCGCUUGCAAUUGCACAUUGAUGUGUUUCUGGGUGCCACUUUAAUUCAAAUAAAAGCCAUUCUUUCCUGAAGAAAAAAUAUCUUUCCUCGAGUCAUUGUUAAGGUGUUAUGUAAAUA